Crotalus tigris (Tiger rattlesnake) is the source of this 2367-nucleotide messenger RNA. It is a transcript of the gene STPG1, whose product is annotated as sperm tail PG-rich repeat containing 1. Gene Ontology annotation, molecular function: histone binding; chromatin binding. Gene Ontology annotation, cellular component: germinal vesicle; male pronucleus; female pronucleus. The record is from RefSeq and is a predicted model, not a curated record. Lineage: Eukaryota; Metazoa; Chordata; Lepidosauria; Squamata; Viperidae. Bases 1003 to 1863 code for a protein of 286 amino acids. The transcript has 9 exons. Gene Ontology annotation, biological process: epigenetic programing of male pronucleus.
AAAGUCAAGAGGUUGAAUCGUGGCCCCAACUCAUCCAACAUUGCCACAACAUGAUGUGUGUUGUUUUGAUGAGCCCAGAUCCUGCUUCGAGACCAGUGGCUCCCAAACUUUUCUAUGCGCCACAGCCCUAGAAAAUGUUUAAUUAAUGUUUGCGCCCUCAACAAAAGUCACUGUGACUUGUGACUCAUCACUUAGGGACACCAGCCCCCCUUUGGUGCUUCCUCUGAAAUACUGUCGUGCAUGAGUUAGGAACUCAUGAUCUGGGUUGUGGUUGUUGAACAAACCAUGAUUAAACCUGCCACAGUUUGGUGCAAGCUGUGAACCAGGUCUGAAUGCUUUAGAUGCCACCUUGGACCAAUGUCACUGUUUUGUUUGACUCUGUGAGGUUUUUUGCAAAACCUAUCAAGCUUGAAGCCCAUUUUUGGAUGAAGCUCUUUGUGUCAUCUGCAGAAGACCGAAAGUGGUGUUCAGGACAACCAUCUUGUUUUGCUUGCUUGCUUUCUAUAAAUAGCAAACCCACCCAGCACUCUUUGAAGAAUAAAAGAAAUGUCGUUCUGGUUGGAAAUUGAGUCAGGAGGGGUGUGGCUCCUUAAAAUAACACAUUCUACCACACGCUUAAACAAUUCAGGGCAAAUCAGAUGUCUAGGUGGGAUUAAGCAUGCAAUGGAUUUGCGCUCCUUGAGUCUCUCUAUGCCGUUGCACAGACGCUGGGGAAACCUAAUCUUCUACGUGAGGCCUGUUUCGCCAUGUAACUUGAGCUAUGCUCCAUUAAAAUGAGAUUAUUCUGAUUUUGAAACAAGCAAAGAAGAAUCUGCUUAGAGCACAGGGACAAUUGACCAUAAAUGAAACCACAAGCCAGAAAGAUAUUGAGUGGCUUAUGAAAAUGGAAAGGUGAUUCACAUUUUCAUGCCAUUGUGCGUCUCCACCCAUGAGGUCAUGCUCAUGUCAGUCUGCAGAUCAGCUCAUUGCUGGCAAAAUGGCACCUGAGAGCAGACGGCAUAGAUGGGAUCCCAAAAAGAAAUUACUGUAAAAAGGAAUGAAAAUCCAGGACCUGGACUUUAUAAUAUCACCCACCAAUCUCUGCUUCUCAACGAUGUCUCCCAGUCUCGGAAAGGAACCUGUUUUUUCCCUUCCUUGGAUGUCCGGAUCGCUCACCAGAGAAUUCCCAACUAUCCUGCUUCAAAUGCCUAUGACAUCCCACCUACUCUGCAUUCCAAGAAAGACUUCAGCUUGGGGUACUCUAGCAUGUUUCAUCCACCAUUUGCCAGGAAGAUUCCCAAAAAGGCCACGCCAGCCCCCAACCAAUACAAUGUUUCAGUGGAUCUCUGCAAACAGAACCGCAAACUCGGUGCCAAGUCUGUCUUCUCAUCAAAAACAAAACGGACUUUGUCGUACAGCUGUCAGGAACGAGUACCUUCUCCAUGUCACUACCGGAUUAAAGACUCCCUAAUAAGAGUGUCUCCUCCAGUGCUGGUGUCCUGCUUUAGAUCCAAAACGGGUCGUACAAUCAACCCAGAAACCCUGAGCCCAGGACCAGCAGCCUAUCAGCAGCCAGUUGAAACCUCAGUUGGACCAUCAAAGAGAUUCUCUGGAUUGAGGAAGUGCAUCUUGAAUUUCUCAGUCCCAGCUGUCCCUCCCCCUCAAAAUCCUCCUUUACCAGGGCCUGGCCAAUAUGACAUAGUGGACUACAGUGGACCUCCUAAGCACUACAUCUCCAGUGCUGUAUUCGUCUCAAACACACGCCGCUGGGCAGGUGAUAAAUUACAUCAAGGCAUACCUGGACCAGGGACUUACAACCUCUCUAUUCCACGAAAACAAUCCUUCAUGUAUAACGUCAGCAACAAAUGGGUGCCAGUAUUAUAAAGGAAGAGAUUCCACAAGCCCAGCCAUACCAACUGUGGCCCUGGAUGAAUGAGUCAAGAUCUGCUCACAGCCCAUUUUUCUUGGAGUCAAUUUAGCUUUCUGCAGCAAUGCCACAACAUCUGAUUUGUGGAGUUCUUGGUGUUGGCUGAGCUUGGUGGUUUGCUUGCAGAUGUUUCCUUACCCAACUAGGUGGCAUUGUCUGUGUAAGAUGAUGAUGUUACCUGGAACUGAUGAGGUGACUUACUUGGGUCAUGAAAUGUCUGCAAACAAACAAACCAGGAACUCCACAAUUCAACCCCUGAGCUACAGAUAUCCCCUUCUGUUGGAUUCCUGAAUUGUCCCUGAUGAAAGAGAUGUGGCUUAGAUUCAUGGUAGGAAGAGAUUUUAGUUGCCCCCAAGUUUCUUCCCCAAGAACAAGGGAUGGCGUACCCACAAAACACACACAGGGGAUGAUAAAAGUUGCGAUCCACUGCAACACCAGGGGUUCUACGGGAGGAAAAAAAA